AUGUCGCUUAUUCCACCACCAAACUUUGGAUUCGUGGAAAACGAUUUAUACAGAUCAGCAUUACCAACUCAAUCCAACUUUUCAUUUUUGCAAACUCUCAGACUCAAAACAGUUGUUUUUCUAUCACAAGAUCAACCAUCUUCGAUUUUUCUUGAAUUUAUUAAAGAACAGAAUGUCAACUUUUGCGCCUUAGCUAGUUCUGAUACUAUGGCUGCUGGUCAGAGGUUCUCAGAACAACUUGCGCUUGACGCAUUAAAAAUUAUUUUAAAUCCAGAUUCAUAUCCAGUCCUUGUCUGCUGCAAUCUUGGUAUUCAUAGAACAGGCUCUGUCAUUGGGUGCCUUAGAAAAGUACAGCGAUGGGCUCUAUCAGCUAUAUUUGACGAAUUUAGACGCUAUUACGGUAACGGUAAACCUAGUGGCAUACAUGAACAGUUUAUAGAAUUAUUCGAUGUUGAACUAGUCCCUAUUCCUGAUAAUAUUGAUAAGCUUCCUUUCAAGAUAAUAUUGCCCCAACAGAAAGAAGAACCAUCGAAGCAAGAGAAUAAUUUUGAAAAUAGAGUGGGAUCUCUACCUAGGAAAACGACUCGCGUUGGUUCUUUGCCUCUUGGUCAAAAGCAAUCCUCAAUUAUUUAA
Messenger RNA from Trichomonas vaginalis G3, 633 nucleotides. RefSeq names its product protein tyrosine phosphatase protein. The coding region runs from base 1 to 633 and encodes 210 amino acids. Gene Ontology annotation, biological process: protein dephosphorylation. NCBI's taxonomy places the organism in Eukaryota, Parabasalia, Trichomonadida, Trichomonadidae. Gene Ontology annotation, molecular function: phosphatase activity. The transcript has a single exon. The record is from RefSeq and is a predicted model, not a curated record.